AUGGGAUCUGUUUACCAGAUUCCUGUGUUGAUCAGCUUACUGGUUUGUUCUUGCUCAUUCCUAAGUGUGAGAAGCACAUAUCCUCUGGACCUAACACUAGGUUUCACUGAACUCCCUCUCAACACAUCCAACUUUAAAUAUCACAAGCCUUAUAACUUACCCGUGAACUCAAGGUACAGAUUCCACAACGGAGUACACAAAUUUUGGGUAUACUCUACUGACCAACCUCUCAGCAAAAUUAGCCCUACCAAUCCUCGAUCCGAAAUCCGAAUCCAUGGUUAUGAUUAUUCUUCAGGGGUGUGGCAGUUUGACGGGCAUGGAUACAUACCUAGAGGUACUUCAGGCUUUUGCAUCAUGCAAGUGUUUGGGGCACACCGUAAUCGUGCAACAACUUUGAUGAUUUUGACGUUCGAUGGUUCUCUUGCGUAUUACAGGAGGCCAUUGCUUGUUCCAUAUAUCUGGGACAGAUGGUUCCAAUUAAAUGUGAUCCAUGAUGUGGAAGCUUCCAUUGUUAGGGUUUAUAUAGAUAGGGUUCUGGUUUACGAAGCUCCAGGCCAGGGAGGUGACUCGCAUUACUUCAAAUUUGGAGUUUAUUCACAGGACGAUUCUUCUUACUACAUGGAGUCUCGUUGGAAGGGAAUUAGAGUUCUUCAUAAGGCCACGUAA
Messenger RNA from Prosopis cineraria, 666 nucleotides. Its product is annotated as citrate-binding protein-like. The record is from RefSeq and is a predicted model, not a curated record. Bases 1 to 666 code for a protein of 221 amino acids. The transcript has 2 exons. Lineage: Eukaryota; Viridiplantae; Streptophyta; Magnoliopsida; Fabales; Fabaceae.